Ochlerotatus camptorhynchus is the source of this 545-nucleotide messenger RNA. Its product is annotated as ragulator complex protein LAMTOR3 homolog. NCBI's taxonomy places the organism in Eukaryota, Metazoa, Arthropoda, Insecta, Diptera, Culicidae. The record is from RefSeq and is a predicted model, not a curated record. Gene Ontology annotation, biological process: positive regulation of TOR signaling; cellular response to amino acid stimulus. Gene Ontology annotation, cellular component: Ragulator complex. Bases 107 to 481 code for a protein of 124 amino acids. The transcript is spliced from 2 exons.
UGGCUCAGUGCUGUUAUCAUUAAAUUCUUGUACUUGUUAUCAGUUGAAGUAGCUAGCCGUUGAAAAACAUAAUUUUUAGUUUGUUCAACAUUCUGUGUCGAAAAAAAUGACGGAUGAUGUGAAAAGGUUUUUUCACAAUAUGCUGCAACGGGUCAACGGCUUACACUGCGUCAUGGUGACCGAUCGGGAUGGGGUGCCUCUUAUCAAGCUGGAAAAGGAAAAAUCCACGGAAAUUGUGAUGAAACCGCCAUUUUUGUCUACAUUUACCCUCGCGGCCGAACAGUCUAACAAACUUGGGCUCGGGAGGAACCGUAACAUCAUCUCCGUGUACGCCGACUAUCAAGUGGUGCAGAUGAAUAAACUUCCCCUCGUGGUGACAUUCAUCGGAGCACAAAACUGCAACAUUGGUCACAUAUUAGCAAUGGACCAACAAAUCGACACGAUGCUGGAGGAACUCAAAACGGCCGUCACCGAUUCGUGAAUGAAGGAAUUUUCUCUCAAUGAAUCACUCUAUGUAAGUAAAAAAUUAUAAGCUCUUCAUUAAA